UGUUGCGUUUAGGCGCCUCAGUUGCGGAAGAAUAUCGCUCGUUUUCGGACGCGAAUCUAUAUUUCGUCAGGGAACACAUUGAUUCGCGGUUGCAGAGCGAUCGGUAAUCGAUUGGCAAACUUUUUUUUUUAAAGAGAUCUCCGCCGCUGCAUAUUAAUAUUUUGUUGCGGAAACCGUUAUCGAUCGUUCGAAUUAACUCCGGAACCAUUCUGCAUCAGCGCAUAAAUCAUCGAGCGCGACAACCGUAGUCAACCCCCAGAUUUCCUGACGUAGGUGUUGCCCGGGCGAGACCAAGUCGAAACAUGGAGAACACGUGACUGCGCGAUAAAGUGACGGGACACGAGAAACAGUGCGAGAGGAAGAAGAAGAAAAAGAAAAAGAAGAAGAAGAAGAAGAAGAAGAGUAGGUUCCGCGAGUGCGAGCGCGGGGGCGAAUUCGGUCCGAACGAAAAAGCGAUGCCAAGAGCCGCGAGGACGAUCAAGUCACAUCGGUAUUGUGAGACCCGCGAUUGAGGUCAACUGAAUUCGCUCGAAGCCGCUGGUGUUAGGCGUUUGCCAGUUGCGGGCAAUCGUGACGACUAGGUCGAGACGAAGAUGAAGAAUAACUCGAGCAAUUCGAAUCAUGAGAAGAACGGGCCGGAGAACUUGAAGCUACUGCAGGUGCCGACGACGCCACCCGCGACACCAUCGACACCCACAACACCGACCAGAGGCCUCGAUGAUGUCUUCAAGGAGUUGCCGAUCACCGACGACACCUCGUGCGGCAUAUGGUGCCUCAAAGGUCCGAACCUACAGAAGUUUGCCAACAAAAAAGCAUACGUGUUUCUUUACGGUGUGCUCGGCUGUAUAUUUUCCGCCAGUUAUGCCUAUUUCAAUGGCACCAUCACUACCAUUGAGAAGAGAUUUAAAAUACCCUCCAAAACGACGGGUCUCAUCACAGUGGGUAACGACAUCUCGCAGCUUUUCGUAUCGGUCGUCCUGUCGUAUUACGCAGGAAAGGGUCACAGGCCUCGAUGGAUCGCUUUCGGUAUUUACACCGUUGUACUUUUCUGUUGUCUCACGAUGUUGCCGCACUUUCUCUACGGCCCCGGCGAGGACGCCCUAUCCCUGACCAAAGAAUACGGGGGAAAACCGCAAAAUUUGUUAAACUCGAGCGUGAUUCCCGACAAACAUCGGAAAUUUCUUUGCUUGGGCAAAGAAACUCGCGGGCUUGAUUGCGAGGCCGAAGAUGGAAAUUUUGCGCCGCAAGUGCUCCUCUUCAUAGCUCAACUGGUGUCCGGAGUAGGUGGCUCCCUUUAUUACACCCUCGGCGUGUCGUACAUGGACGACAACAUACAAAAGUCGAAAACGCCGGCACUGAUCAGUUUCUCGUAUUUUCUGCGCAUGCUGGGACCCGCCAUUGGCUACGGACUGGCCUCAUUCUCCUUGAAGUUCUACAUCAGCCCGACUUUAACUCCUACUAUUACGAUGCAAGACCCGAGGUGGUUAGGCGCUUGGUGGCUAGGAUGGAUUAUUCUGGCUAUUCUCCUUUUCAUUUUCGCAAGCGUGAUCGCUCUCUUCCCGAAGACGCUGCCGAGAGCGGCAGCUCGCAAAGUUCUAGCUUUAGAACGCAACAAAUCGGCCUCGAGCAUCAAGGGCGAGCAAGAAUCCGAGCUACCAGCAUCGAUCGCGGACAUGUUCAGAACGUUCAAACGCCUGUUGAUGAACACGACAUUGAUGUGCAACAAUUUGGCGACUGUCUUCUAUUUCAUGGGCUACAUGCCCUACUGGAUCUUCAUGCCCAAGUACAUUGAGACCCAGUACAAGCAAUCGGCGUCCGUCUCGUCCUUGAUCACCGGCACAGUCGGCUUGGUAUUCAGUGCCUUCGGGAUUCUACUGUCCGGCUUGGUCAUCUCCAAGUACAAACCGAAAGCUAGAUAUCUGGCGGCGUGGAACGUCAUGAUUGGCAUUAUAUCGAUACUAGGAAUGAUCUCUUACGCCUUUCUCGGCUGCUCAGCGAAUGACAACCAGAUUGCUAUUCAGCCAAACGGUGAAUUGAAGACGCAGCUACCCUGCAACGAGCACUGCCACUGCGACUACGUCACCUAUAAUCCAGUGUGUUCCGAGCAUGGGCAAACGUUUAUAUCCGCGUGUCACGCCGGCUGCCGCAGUAUAAAGCAUUUCCACAACGACAGCAAAGUUUAUACGGACUGCAGCUGCGUAAAACCGAAAUUGGCUCGUUCCCUGGCGCAUCCAUUUGCCAACAUCACAUCCUUCCCGUUCUCCACCGAAGUCCCAUUGGAAACGACCGAACCCACCGUGGAAGCUUUGGGAACGGCUGUUCCAGGUUCCUGUCCGGUCGAUUGUAUGCAAAAGUUCUACAUCUUUCUGGCGGUGGUGUGUCUUUUGAAAUUUAGUGGCGCAACCGGAAGAGCGUCGAAUUUCUUGGUUUCCGUAAGAUGCGUCGACGAGAAGGACAAGGCGGUUGCCAUGGGCUUUGGAUUAAUGAUAAUGAGUCUCUUUGCCUUUAUACCGUCGCCUAUUUUGUUUGGUUUCAUAUUAGACAAAACCUGUCUCGUAUGGGGUAAAACUUGUUCAGGGACGGGAAAUUGCUGGCUGUAUAAUGGCGAGGCACUGAGGUAUUUGUUGAACUUCACUGCUGCCAGUUUCGUAACGAUCGGUACGCUGUUCGACGUGGGCGUUUGGUAUUUCGUCAAAGACGUGAAGAUCUUUGACGAGGAGAUUGAACUAAAAGAUAUAGCUGAAGAGCCCGGUGAGACGCUUUAAAGAAUAAUUGAUGAUCGAGUUCAAUCACCUUUUCGGCGUACGCGUUACGCGCGUGAAGAGAGAGAGACUUCGAUCGAAGAUCUUCAAGAAAGAUCGAACGACGAACGCGGAGCGAGCGAGAACCGACAAAUAAAGACUUUACAAGUACCUUAAGCACCUCCUUAGCUAUUUAAAGCUCGUAGUAACCUAGAUAGAAUCGACUCCGUUGGUAAAUCACCCAUGGUGUUCGCGAAAGAGAAGCGCGACCACCGAUUCUUUUAUUAAUUUUAAUUACACUGCGAUGAAAAUUUUUAUCGUUGUAACGAGUGAAUUCGUAGAUUGUUGUAUCGUACGAUAUGAAUAUUUGCUUUAUUUCGAACUCAUGUUUGAUAAGAAAACGACGGGUGCUAAAUUAAUACAUGUAUAAAGCAUACAUAUGCAUUGCUUACACCGUCGACGGUGAAAACAAUGAUUCGUGCUAGCGUGAAGCAUCUAUAAGGUUAAAUAAUUGUACAUAUGAUAAUUAUACAUUGAAUUAGUAAAGAAAAGUAUCAUAAUUUAUCUAUUUACGAUGAAAUAUGCUGUAUCCGCUGUUAUCAACGCGUUAGAAGAAAUUUUAAUCUGUACGUAUAAGGUGAUAUAGCAAGAAGUCAUUAAUAACAGGUAGGGAAAAUAAUCUAAAAUUAGGUUAUAAUAUAGAUUUUAAUUCCAUAAUAAAUAUCAAAAAGAUUAUAAUGAA
Molecule: messenger RNA, 3483 nt
Organism: Solenopsis invicta (red fire ant)
Lineage: Eukaryota; Metazoa; Arthropoda; Insecta; Hymenoptera; Formicidae
Gene: Oatp58Dc
Product: solute carrier organic anion transporter family member 74D
Exons: 8
Coding region: 594-2765 (723 amino acids)
Biological process (GO): transmembrane transport; sodium-independent organic anion transport
Cellular component (GO): membrane
Molecular function (GO): protein binding
Source: RefSeq, a predicted model, not a curated record